AUGAUCAGCGCCGUCCUCGUCUUCAACAAUAACGGACAGCCCCGUCUAACCAAGUUCUACACACAGAUCGACACCCAAACAAAACAGUCCCUCAUCGCGCAAAUCUACAACCUCGUCGCCCAGCGUCCCCCAAGCGCCUGCAACUUCCUCCCCCUCCCUCCCCUCCUAUCUCGCGGCGCGCGUUCCAGCGAAGCAAAUGGCCCCUCAGACAGCCCUACGCAAAUUACCUACCGUACCUAUGCGACACUAUCCUUCAUCAUGAUAUCCACAUCGACGGAAUCCCCACUCGCGCUCAUCGAUCUGAUCCAGGUCUUCGUGGAGUCGCUGGACCGCAUGUUCGAGAAUGUCUGCGAGCUGGAUCUUAUCUUUGGGUACGAGACUAUGCAUGCGGUGUUGGGAGAGAUGAUUGUGGGCGGGGUGGUAGUUGAGACGAACAUCGAAAAGAUCAUCGCCGGCCCUGCCCCUAAGUCCGGAAAGAAGACUGCUCCCCUCCCCUACCCCCAGGGUAAGGCUGGCGGUAAGAAGGCUGCCAAGAACCCUCUCAUCGAGAAGCGUUCCCGCAACUUCGGCAUUGGCCAGGACAUCCAGCCCAAGCGCAACCUCGGUCGCUUCGUCAAGUGGCCCGAGUAUGUCCGUCUGCAGCGCCAGAAGAAGAUCUUGAACCUCCGUCUCAAGGUCCCCCCUUCCAUCGCUCAGUUCCAGCAGACCCUGGACCGCAACACCGCCGCCCAGGCCUUCAAGCUCCUCAACAAGUACCGCCCCGAGACCAAGACCGAGAAGAAGGAGCGUCUCCUCGCCGAGGCCACCGCCGUCGCUGAGGGCAAGAAGAAGGAGGAUGUCUCCAAGAAGCCCUACAACGUCAAGUACGGUCUCAACCACGUUGUCGGCCUCGUCGAGAACAAGAAGGCUUCCUUCGUCCUGAUCGCCCACGACGUUGACCCCAUUGAGCUGGUUGUCUUCCUUCCCGCUCUCUGCCGCAAGAUGGGUGUCCCCUACGCCAUCGUCAAGGGCAAGGCUCGUCUCGGUACCGUCGUCCACAAGAAGACCGCUGCCGUCCUCGCUCUCACCGAGGUCCGCGCCGAGGACAAGUCUGAGUUCGCCAAGCUCCUGUCCGCCGUCAAGGAGGGAUACACCGACAAGUACGAGGAGUCCCGCCGCCACUGGGGUGGUGGUAUCAUGGGCGCCAAGGCUGUCGCCCGCCAGGAGAAGAAGCGCAAGGCCGUUGAGGGUGCCAUCCGUGUCUAA
Molecule: messenger RNA, 1245 nt
Organism: Aspergillus heteromorphus CBS 117.55
Lineage: Eukaryota; Fungi; Ascomycota; Eurotiomycetes; Eurotiales; Aspergillaceae
Product: 60S ribosomal protein L7A
Exons: 5
Coding region: 1-1245 (414 amino acids)
Biological process (GO): protein transport; vesicle-mediated transport; ribosome biogenesis
Cellular component (GO): ribonucleoprotein complex; intracellular membrane-bounded organelle
Source: RefSeq, a predicted model, not a curated record